Messenger RNA from Centruroides sculpturatus (bark scorpion), 1434 nucleotides. RefSeq names its product zinc finger C4H2 domain-containing protein-like. Gene Ontology annotation, cellular component: nucleus. The transcript has 5 exons. Gene Ontology annotation, biological process: positive regulation of neuron differentiation. The coding region runs from base 98 to 778 and encodes 226 amino acids. The record is from RefSeq and is a predicted model, not a curated record. NCBI's taxonomy places the organism in Eukaryota, Metazoa, Arthropoda, Arachnida, Scorpiones, Buthidae.
UCGUAUUCUAGCGGUUUGUUGUUUGGGAAUAACACUAUGAGCUGAGAAUAAACAUUAUUGACACUGUCAGUAUAAUACGAUUUUUUAAAUCAAGAAUAUGGAAGACGAUUCUACUUUGAUGACCAAGCUCGAAUGCUUGAAAGAAAUCAGGUCUCGUACAAUUCAAUUAGAAAAAUUAAAAGUACGAAUGCGGCAAGAAGUGGAUGCUACAGAAAAUGAAGAGAAGUGCCUUCAAGAUUAUCGUCACGAAAUGGAAUUGUUAUUACAAGAAAAGAUGGCACAUGUAGAAGAAUUGAGACAGAUUCAUGCAGAUAUCAAUGUGAUGGAAAAUGUCAUAAAACAAUCUGAAGAAGAUCGUAAUAAGCAUCUUGAAACUGCAAAACAACUUCAUCAUGAAUAUAAACCAUUAAAAGAUUUAAUUGAUAGUAUGCGUAAUGACAUAGGUUUAACAAAAUUACCAGAAUUGCAUGAAGAAGAUGAAAACUUUAAGCCUGAAUUUUUUGAGAAGCAGAAAACUGAAUGGCAAAGUGAAGUAUCAGAGGCUACACUUCCGUCCUCAUUAGCUGCAGUGAGUGCUGCCACUCAACAGAUGCAGAUGGGUCGAGCCAAAACUCAAGACAGACCACAGCCUACAGCAUUUAGACAACAGCCACCUCCAAUGAAGUCUUGCCUCUCUUGUCAUCAACAAAUCCAUAGAAAUGCUCCUAUUUGCCCCCUCUGUAAAGCCAAAAGUAGAUCUCGAAAUCCAAAGAAACCUAAACGGAAACUAGAUGAUUGACAUUUAUUUUUAUGAUAGAAUCAUUUUCUUCCCCAAAGAAAUGCCACUUUCUGAACACAAAUUUUUUUUUACAAAUUAUCACUUUUAGUAGAAAUUAAUUUUCUUCCAAUUUAUGAUGUUUUUAGUUUUUGAUUCUAUUUCUUGGAAAUGUUCAGAAGAAUACUUUCAGAUUUAUAGUCAAAAAACUGAAAAUAAGAAUAUCGAGUAAAAACUAUAUAAUAUAUUGUCUUCUGUUAUUACAUCACUCCUGGUUUUAUUCAUUUUGCAUUUUGACCUCAUCAUAUUUAUUUCAUGUAUCAAAACUACAUUUUACUUGUUAAUGUAUUUUGUUAAAAAUUUAGUAUCAAUUUCUAUUACUUAACAAAAAUUACAUAUAAUGGCAUUCUAGUUAGAAUCCUCAUGAACAGAUAUUCCUGAUAUUUUUAGGAUUGAUGGCAUAACAUUAGAAUUGCCAUUUGUCAUAUUUUCCCUAAAUGAUCUAUGAGCUGUUGAUAAAGUGCCAAAGUAUUUGUAUGUCGUGCAAUAGUGUGUCUCUUUCCACAUAAUUUUUCUCUUUACAAUAAUUGUUGAAAAAAUAUCAUAAAUAUAAACAAGAAAAAUAUUUUAAAAUUUGUAUUUUAUUUUCACCAUUUUUAAGGUUUUAAAUAAUUAUGAUA